AAUAGUUAAUUACAUUAAACUUCUUUUAUCUUAGAUUGUUUAAUUUUAUAGUUGCAAAUUAAUGAAAAUAACUUAACAGCUUCCUUCAUUGAUCAUGUAUGUGGCCGCAACGAUCCCAACUAUAAUCAGUGCAUCGUGGACAACAUUAUCUAUUUGAAGGACAAAUUUUGCUACGGGACUUCUCCGGCGGGUUUUCCAAUGAUUGAGCGAAUAAUGUUAGAUAAAAUUACUAUUUUCGACGAACCUAAUGUCAAACUGUAUGUUCAAAACGCAGAGGUAUAUGGAACUUGCGACUUUGUUAUAACCUCCAUUAAUGUAGACCCCGAAAGGCUCCACUUUAAUUUUAAUUAUCUAAUGAAGCGAUAUGUCAUAAACACUACGUACGAUUUUAAUAUACGUCUGCUAGUACCAGUCGCUCACAAAGGAAUUAUACUCAUUACUACGGAUAAUGUGGAAGCAAACAUAAAAUUGGACUUGAAAACGGUAACCAAAAAUGGUAAAAAACAUAUAUACGCAUCGAAAGCAACCGUGAAUUCCAAGGUUAGAGAUUUUGAAUAUCAGUUCGGAAACGAGAAAAAAUUAGGUCAAUUAAAUGAAAUUUUUGGAGCUUUUCUCGACGAGAAUAAAGAUAUUAUUAUUAACACUGUUAAACCAGCAAUGGACAGGAAAUUUUCCGAAAUAUAUAUCAACAUGUUUAACAACAUAACUCAAUCUAAUUACGAAGAAUUCUUUCCCGAAAAUGUAUGACUUGUUAUAGGAAUUCUAUAGCAGAAAAAAAUUAAUUAUAUUCGAGCUAAGGGCUAGAUGUUUAUUUAAGGUUUUUUUUAUAUAUUUAUAUC
Messenger RNA from Temnothorax curvispinosus, 839 nucleotides. RefSeq names its product protein takeout-like. The record is from RefSeq and is a predicted model, not a curated record. NCBI's taxonomy places the organism in Eukaryota, Metazoa, Arthropoda, Insecta, Hymenoptera, Formicidae. The coding region runs from base 199 to 747 and encodes 182 amino acids. The transcript is spliced from 2 exons.